Molecule: messenger RNA, 450 nt
Organism: Podarcis lilfordi (Lilford's wall lizard)
Lineage: Eukaryota; Metazoa; Chordata; Lepidosauria; Squamata; Lacertidae
Source: the annotation of a GenBank genome assembly
AUGCCCUGUGCCUGUGGCAGGGACUGGUUUGACCAAGCUGUGGGUAUGCCUCUGCCAACAGCAGCAAGGAUAAGGGGGCAGAUGGAGAUGCCACUUCAAAGCAGGCAAGAGGGGAUACAGCCAAAGUCAAGAUCAACCAUCCUUACACCAGACACAGCAGGGUUGCACACCCAUGUCUCAUCAAACACAACUGGCCUCAGUCUAGUAUAUCUGAAGGAGCGUCUCCAGCCCCAUCGUUCUGCCCGGACACUGAGGUCCAGCACUGAGGGCCUUUUGCCUGUUCCCUCACUGCGAGAAGCAAAGCUACUGGGAACCAGGCAGAGGGCCUUCUCGGUAGUGGCACCCGCCCUGUGGAACGCCCUUCAAUCAGAGGUCAAAGAGAACAAAAACUACCAGACUUUUAGAAGAGAUCUGAAGGCAGCCCCGUUUAGGGAAGCUUUUAAUGUUUGA